AUGCCUUGGUCCCCGCUGCUCCGCUUCUCGGCGCCAUGGGAGAAGCUCGCGUCCAAGCCGUUCAGCUUUGAGGACGCGCUGAAGGUGGACAACGCGCUGGACCUGGAGAGCCUGAGGGAGCUGUCGGGCUACCGGCGGAUUGCGGUGGCACCGCGCGCGGCCGGCAUGGGGUUGGAAGCGCAGAUUGAACAGUUAAGGCAUUACUAUUCACUCCUCUCCGAUUUCCUGCCAAAGCUCAAUGAUUUUGGAGAUGACAGCAGCAGGAAGAAGCUUCAAUUUGAGUGGACUUCUCCAACAAGUGGUCGGCCUGCCGUUUACUUGAAGAUAAAGGGACUGCAACUUGAGCUGGCCAUGGUGGUGUUUCUCUACGGCUCCUCCUUGCGUGAGCGGGCGUAUUCAAUCGUGCAAGACCUGUGGAAUGGCGCUGAUGACGAGAUCAACGCUGAAGAGCGGGGGAGCAGCGUAGUGGAGGCAGCCAAGAUAUUCAAAGAAGCUGCUGGUUUGUAUCAUUACUUGGCAGAGACAGUGCUUCAGCCUUUGCAGGAGGAACUUCCAGGUGACAGGCCAGCUGAGCUGGUGGAAGGAAUGAGCACCUGCUUUGAGCACAUGUGUCUGGGAGAGGCACAGGCGCUGACAGCUCUGAGAGCUGAGAUGAAGGGGAGUAGCCAUGGCCUGACAGCAUCCCUGCACGUGGGUGCAUCUGACUUGUUCGAACAGGCAUCAAAAGCUCUGAAACAAGAGACAGGUGCCUUCAACACAGUUUCUGCCAAUUUGAGGAGGUUUCUGGCAAUGAGCUCGUCUGUAGAGGCAUGCCGGGCCUUUGAGCACAUGGCCAAGGACCUCUUGUCCGAUUCUGAAGCUGGGAUGGCCGUUGCGUGCUGCGAGGAGGCGAAUACACAACUGCAGGACUGCAGGACUGUUGCAGAAGGCGAUGCUGGUUGGGUGGCGAUCCUUGAUGCAGAGGGUGCAAGGCUUCAGAACACAAGGGCGAAAUGUGAUAAGGUGAGGACUGACGUGCUGUUUCAAAGCGUGCCAAAGAGUGGUCCACAACUGCUUGAAGGCAAAAUCCUUGCCAAGCCAUCCGAAUACAGGCCGGAAGAGCACAGAAAGAGGCGUGGCUCAUGA
Ostreobium quekettii is the source of this 1125-nucleotide messenger RNA. Lineage: Eukaryota; Viridiplantae; Chlorophyta; Ulvophyceae; Bryopsidales; Ostreobiaceae. The record is from the annotation of a GenBank genome assembly.